Elephantulus edwardii (Cape elephant shrew) is the source of this 1425-nucleotide messenger RNA. RefSeq names its product stromelysin-2-like. Bases 1 to 1425 code for a protein of 474 amino acids. The record is from RefSeq and is a predicted model, not a curated record. Gene Ontology annotation, cellular component: extracellular matrix. Gene Ontology annotation, molecular function: metalloendopeptidase activity; zinc ion binding. Gene Ontology annotation, biological process: proteolysis; collagen catabolic process; extracellular matrix organization. NCBI's taxonomy places the organism in Eukaryota, Metazoa, Chordata, Mammalia, Macroscelidea, Macroscelididae. The transcript is spliced from 10 exons.
AUGAAGAAUCUUAUGAUCUGUGUGCUAUUAUGUCUACCAGCUUGCUUGGCUUACCCACUGGACAAGACAGUGAAGGAAGAACCAAAUGCCGACUUUGUCCAGAAAUACCUUGAAAAUUAUUAUAAUCUUGGAAAUGAUACAAAACAAUCUGUGAGAAGAAAUGACAGCAAUGCUGUGGUUAAAAAAAUUCAGGAAAUGCAAAAAUCUCCUGGGUUGAAGGUGAUGAAGAAGCAGGACUUUGAUGUCCUAAAAGGGAGGUUUAGACCCAUAUGUGCAGACACCAUUGCUGGUCACUACUCUAGAUUUCCUGGCUCACCCAAGUGGAAGAAAAGUAACAUUACUUACAGAAUUGUGAACUAUAUACCGCAACUCUCAAUAGAAGCUACUGAUUCCGCCAUUGAGAAAGCUUUGAAACUCUGGGAAGAGGUGACUCCUCUCACGUUCACCAGGCUUUAUGAUGGAGAGGCUGACAUAAUGAUGUAUUUUAUCAGGAGAGAUCAUAUAGAAAUUGCGUAUUUUGGUGGGUCUUCAAUUGCUGUGGCCUUUCCACCUGGACCAGGAAUAAAUGGAGACAUUCAUUUUUAUGAUGAUGAACCAUGGACAGAGGAUUAUUCAGGGAUCAAUUUUCUUUUGGUGGCUGCUCAUGAAAUUGGCCAUUCCCUGGGUCUCUUUCAUUCGAAUGACCCUGAAGCUUUGAUGUACAUGUUCUACAAGGAUCCCACAGAACAAUACCAGGUGCACCUUUCUCAAGAUGACGUGAAUGGCAUUCAAUCUAUCUAUGGACCUCCAUCUUCCUCCUCUGAUAAAAUCGCAGUGCCCAAGGAAUUCAUUUCUACACAAUCUGAGCCACUAGUGAGGUGCGACCCUGAAUUGUCAUUUGAUGCUAUCACUACGAUCAGAGGGGAAACUCUUUUCUUUAAAGACAGAUAUUUUUGGCGAAAAACUUACAUGCAUCAUAUACCUAUAUUAUAUUCUACUUCCUUAUUUUGGCCCACUCUUCCAUCAAAGUUGGAUGCUGCAUAUGAAGCCGAGACCAUGGAUACUGUCUUUAUAUUUAAAGGAAAUCAGUUCUGGGCCACUAAAGGCAAUAUACUAGAAGCAGGUUAUCCAAGAAGCAUCUACACACUGGGCUUUCCUCCAAACGUCCAGAAGAUUGAUGCAGCCAUUUCUGAUGUGGAAAAUGGGAAAACCUACUUUUUUGUAGAGAACACCUACUGGAGAUUUGAUGAGAAUAGCCAGUCCAUGGAUCAAGGUUUCCCCAGAAUGAUAAAUGAGGACUUUCCUGGAGUUGAGCAAAAGAUUGAUGCUGCGUUUCAAAAAUCGGGAUUUUUUUAUUUCUUCAGUGGACCAUUACAGAUUGAGUUUGACCCUAAUGCCAAGAUGGUGACAAAGCAUGUGAGGGCUAACAGUAUAUUAGAUUGUUAA